Molecule: messenger RNA, 8145 nt
Organism: Cylas formicarius (sweet potato weevil)
Lineage: Eukaryota; Metazoa; Arthropoda; Insecta; Coleoptera; Brentidae
Gene: Asx
Product: polycomb protein Asx
Exons: 5
Coding region: 364-4191 (1275 amino acids)
Biological process (GO): animal organ morphogenesis; positive regulation of transcription by RNA polymerase II
Cellular component (GO): PR-DUB complex
Molecular function (GO): DNA binding; chromatin binding
Source: RefSeq, a predicted model, not a curated record
ACAUAGACAUAGGUUAAAAAAAUAGGAAGUUUUUUCAAAUGUUACAAAAAACAGCAGUUGAACAUUUGGCAACACUGUAAGCUCAGACCAGUGUACGGAGUAAGCAAUGGUGGAUUUGUGUAUUUAUGUUUCCUAUAAAAAGUUAAAAGGCAAUGUUAUUUUGCAUAUUGGUAGCAAAAUAAUAUAAUGGGAGCGACGUUUGUUGCAGAAAUGGUGAAAUCACUACUUUGUGUGCCUUUUGAGUUUUUCGUUAAAAUGGGGUGAUUGCUUUUUAAGUUAGAUCUUUGUGUUUCUAAAAUUUUAGUGAAAAAGGCUAACAGAAACCUUUAGUCGGGGGUUAAUGUAUUCCAGUAAAUUUACGUGAUGGAAAUAGACGAUCCAGUUGAUAUUAAUCCGGAUAAAAUUCCGGCGGUAUUAUGUCAGGUAGAAGAUGUUGUUCAAAGUGUAUGUGUUAGUACCUCAACAAAAAUAAACUUCAAAAACGAAAAUGAUUUAGAACAUAAAAUCGGCAGGAAAACAAUCAAACAUGCACUUCGACGGCAAGCUAAGUGUCGCAAGAAGAACUCAAAGAUAGGGUCCUGUAGUACAUUGUCAAUACCACGAAUAAUUGUCAAACCCAUACCGCCUCAAACAGAUGAAUCAUUACUGUCUAAAAAGAGUAGAAUCCCAACCAUGAGAGAGGUGCUAGCAUCAAUUCCAGGAUUCAAUAUGAAACCUCGAAAACGCACUAAUAAAAAAUUGUCAACUGCAGCACAGUUGGAACAAACAAAAGAGGGAUGCAUUGACUUGGAAACCCCAGAUUCUAUAUUAGUUAAUACAAACUUAAGGCUUCUAUUAAAUAAGGGUACAUUUGCUUCUUUGCCACUUCUGUACCAGAACAAGUUGGUGCAGUUGCUUCCUAGUGUUGAUAGACAAAUUGUAAGUAAUUCAUCUGAUCCAAAUUGUAUAGAAAUCAGUUCUGUUCUCAAUAAUGAAUUUUUUGCACGAGCAUGCUUAGAAUGGCAAGAUAGGUUGGCUGAAGGUGAAUUUACUCCAGAAAAUCAACAAAAAUUAAAGCUUGAGGCUGAUAAGGAAAGAAGUAAACUGGAUCCAUGGAAAUUAAAGCAUUUCGAACCAAUUUGGGGGUUUAAAAGUGCUAGUAGCGAUUGUGAAAACUUUUCUGGUUCGACAAGUGAGGACAGUAUUAGACCUCCCAUAAAAACCACUAUAAAAUUACGCCCAUCCACAACAACCCUUAGUAAUAGAAAUAAACCCUUACCACCACCUCCAGUUAAGAGAUUAAGAACAGUUGGUGCUAUUACUAGAUCAUGCUCUAACUUGAAAGAGGAAAUGUUUAGACCCCCAGAUAUAAAAAGUCAUAUCCCAGAUUUACUCCCCAUAAAGCAGAUGAAUAAAAUUCAAGUUAAAUUAGAUGAUAUAAAACCUGAAGUAGUCAGUAGUGAUAUGUUAGACAACCUUUCUAAUCAAGAGCAUAAAGAGCUGUCUGAAAAAGAAAGUUCCAAUAUAGAAAUACCCGAAAACUGUAUAGUUAAUAUUAGUGACAGCAUUUUAGAAACAAAUGAAGAGACAAUCAUUAUUUGUAGAGAUCAUAUAACUAAUGGACCUCAAGAAGACGGUUUAUCCCAUUCAAAUUAUGAUAAAUCCUUAAAAUGUAAAUCAAUUAGCCCUCUCGCUUUAAGUCCUGAACCAAUGGAUACUAGUGAGCUAAAAGAUCCCCUUGAAAUUAAUACUGAGAGCCUCAGUGAUGAUGAGAAAGUAAGUGAACAUACCUCUGAGAGUACUGAGCAACUUGAUGACUAUGAAAAAGACAAAAUGAUGGAUGAAAAUAGUAGCAGUUCUUGUAGUGUUAAUGUUCAAAAUCUAGAAGAAAUAUCCAGCAAUGAAACAAUUGAAACAGUUGAUUCUUUACAAUUACAAGAAAACUACAAAGAAAUUAAUCAUGUUGAUGAAUCAUCAUCUUCAUCUGCCACAACAACAACUAGUACAAAUACUGAUGCUAAGUCAGUUUGCAGUCAAGAUGAGUCAAUGAUAUCAACUCCAGAUAUAACUGAUAUAAUUCCUGUAGAUACAGAAAUCAAUGUAAAUGCCCAAGAAAUGCUUAUUUCAAGUUCUGAGGAGAAGCCUAUGUAUAUUGAAAGCCCUGUUGAUUCAGAAUGUCAUUUGGAGACGACUGAUUCAUCUGAAAAACUGGAUGUACUGCAACAACCAUUUCAGAUGCUUCCUAAUACUCUUAUUUUGCAGCAGGAAUCAUUGAUUUUGGCAGAUUCAGACAUAGAUGCCGUCAACAAAGAUGAUUCUGUUGAUAAAUUAGAAGCAAGUGUGGAGGAAGCAGACCUAGUGAUAAACUUUAAUGGCUCCAAAAUAAUACAUGAUGAUGAUGCAAAUGAGGACAGAUUUAUCGAUGCAGAAAAUUAUGUUUUAGAAUCUGGACAGAUAUCAGUUUCUUCAAUUGACAAUGACCAGAAAAAAGUAGAGAGUGAUAUUCAAGCAACAUUUUUCGGAGAUAAUGUUUCUGGACCUUCUGAGGAAUGUUGUUGGGGUUUGGUUGACUCAAGCACAGAAAAACUACUUUCUCCUUUAAAUAACUUAGAGUCAUCAGUUAGCGCCCCUAUAGAUAUUCCAAAUCAACCUAGCACUUCAGAACAUGUUCAGGUUAUACCCAUGCAGGAAGAAUUAGAAGUCCGUUUGGAGGAGGGAACUUUCCCCGUACCUAAUGAUUGGCCAUAUGAUGUUAAAAUGGACUCUGAUAUGGUUGAGGCAGCUUUAGGUCCUACAGAAAACAGUGAAGUAAAGGGACCACCUAAAGGAACACUGAUGCAGGAAUAUAAUACAGCGAGCCAAGUAAAAUUGGAACUGGAAGUGACUUUAACUCCCGAAAUUAUCAGUUCUGAUAGUUUAAUUACCAGCACAGUGAACACAAGCAAUAUUAGUACCAACCAAUCUGUACUUCCAUCAUCUAGCCGAACAGUAACUACUGUCAUCCCUCCAACUACAAUUGUCUGUUUACCCUCAGUAGUUAAUAUGCCGCCGCAACAUCCGUCUGUGAAUGAAGCUUCUCAAUGUGCCCCAGCGAUCCCAAGACCAGGUUCUAUACAGAGCUCUAGUGCAUUACCUUACUUAGCACUUAGCACCAGUCAGCCUAUUAGAGCUGUACCUACACACAGCAAAACAAAACCAAAGCAUAAUACUCUAGGUAAAGGGAAUCGGAAUCGAGGGAGCAAUAAACCACCUCCAGGAGCAGUAAAUUUGGAAAGGAGCUAUCAAAUUUGCCAGGCUGUCAUUCAGAAUAGUCCCAACAGGCACCAGUUAAGGUGCCAACUUAAACCCCCUCCUAGUUUAUUAGCAGCUGCUGCUAAUAAUAAUAAAAGAAAUGAAAACAGACAAACUCAAUAUAGUUCAGUCACUUCAUCUAGAGGUUCAAGUAAGACUUUCACCCCACCUUUACCAGCUAUUGGGAACUAUCAAAUAUCAAAUAAUAUGAAAAAAAGUGGUCAGAAGUUCCGACCUGGCCUGCCUUGCCAACAUCAAAGGCAGCCCAGUCCCCCAGUUGUUGUGAGGCAUGUGUUUACAUCGGGGCAAGGAAUUCCAGUCACUAUGGCUGUUUUGCCUCACACUCCGGCAUUGAGUCCAGAACUGGCUGAAGGCCAAGCAAACAACGUAGGACAGGUUGGACAAUACAUACUCGUCCAUCGUACCGGCAUUAAUGAUCAUAGCAACAUACCGCGUUCUUCAUCAGCACCUCCGUCGCAACAACAAAUGAGUGAGACAAUAAACACGGGGACUACUUCCCAGAUGAUUUCUGUUGGAUCACGGGGACGACCCGCUAGCGUUGAGGCCGAGCAUCCAGCAGAUCCGCAGAGCCAAGUUCACGAUUUUAUAGUACAAUGUCCGAAUCCGGGCGUCCAGGCAGUCACCCGGAGGCAACGGCUUGGCCCAGGAAUAAUUUAUGGCGAUAUAAGUGUUGAUAGUCCUGUGAAUAAUUAUACGAUUAUUGGAGAUAAUGUUAUUGUCGAUCACCCUGUUGCUGCCAUGCAGAAUUCGAUGAUUGUUCAGCAGCAGCAGCAGCAACAAAAACGCGAUUCAUGCGCUUGUAGUUUGAAGGCUAUGAUUGUGUGCAAAAAGUGUGGUUCAUUCUGCCACGACGAUUGUAUAGGACCGAAUAAAUUGUGUCGGACUUGCUUUAUUAGGUAGGUUAAGGUUUAAGCUUUAGCGGCAGAGUUUCGUUCUGUUCCGACAACUUAUUUAUUAACUUUCUAUGAAGGUAAAUGCAUCUUUUUUGUAUUAAUUUUCUUUUCCGCAGUCGUAGGAAACUAUUGUGAUAAAUACUUAUAUAUCUUUAUUUCAUUUUAUUUUUCUUUUUGUGAUUAAAAUAUGCAAUAUUUUUAAAUUUAUUUAUAUUAUAUUUGUAUCAAUGUGUCCCAAUCACUUAACUAUGUAUGACAACAUUUGUUCCUGAACCCUGAUAAUUGUUUUCUAGUAAAUAUUCAAGUCAUCUUGUCCUUUCUUUGUUCUGCAGACUAAUUUACGUUGUACAGGAGGGCUGGAGUUUUUGUUUUAUAAAAAGAGAUUUUUCCCACAAAACUAUGUCAUAAUUUUUAAUUUUUCAUAAUUGGUGUUUCCAUAAUGACACACAAAAAUCAAAAAUAGGUUCAUGUUCUUAUUUCUCACUUAAGUUUUUCACAUUGCCUUAUCACAUAAAAUUGAACUGAAACCACUCGUCAAGACAUGCAGGACGCGUGUUGAGUUGUGUAAAAUUCAUGAGAAGCUCUGCACAAAAGAAAAACAGAAGGAAACAAGAACUGAGCUUUCAGUGUUAACUCUGAUAGACUUUAUGAGUAUUUCUUCAAAACCGCGAGUAGUUUAAAGUUGAAAAAGUUAAAAUUAGAUAUUUGUAGAUCUUUCAGAAAUUGUUCAACAUAAUGACUUAAAAUUGUCUAAAACUUGUAAUCUUUUGCACUGUAUUAAUGUUUUGAGCUUGUACAGUUAUAAAAAAUAUUCUUUUUGUUUCAAAAAACUGGGUGUACAAAUUUUGCAGUUUUAAUGUUGAAUUGUUUCUAAAAUGUCCACACAUAUAUGUUUGUUUAUUUUUAAGACUUUCUUUUUUAACUUUAAGACUCGUAUGUUUCUUACUAUCAACUUUUGAUACAAUAAAUAGGUAGCUCUAUUGCCCAUUCUAUACCAAAUUCUCUGGGUUAGAUUUUUGGAUUCAUCGGAUUAUUAUUGUAUUUUUGAGUAAUUUUUAUUUUGGACUAACCUAUGAUAAUUGGUAAUAGAUAUUUUUUGUUGGUAAUUUUUUUUUUGUUCAGAUUCAUGAUAAAUAAAGAUUGAAUUAUUCAAAAUAGGAUUUAAAAAUACUUUACGAUAUUUACGCUACAAUUUUCAGUGCAGUCUUAAAAGUCUUAAUUCUAUCUUCCACACAAAACUUCUUAAAUGGAGUAGCCAUUAACGAAAUUUCUUUAGUUUUGUUUUUCCAAAAAUAAUAUCGAUAGAACAUUUACAUUUACGUACAAUAAUGUAAUAUUUAAAUUAUCUGAUCAUGGGUUUUAUGAGCAAAUGUUGUCUAGAUCUGAUUUUCCAGAUUGUAUAUAAUUUUAUUAUUAAGUAACAUUGGUAGGCAAGGCUCAACAAGAUAAAAAACUUUGAUAUGCUUUUUAUGGAUAUUAUUAUAAAAUAAUUAAGCAACAUUUUGAUUGCGGAACGAUCCAUUAAGUCUAUAGUGCUUUGGGAAUGUACCACAUAAAAUUGGUCUCAAUUAAAUUUGGCAUGACUGUUAUAUGGAUAUGUAAAACAAGUAACAAGUAAUUUAUUGUACAGUGAGUCAAAAAUAAAUGGUAGGGUUGAUUAUAAAAACAAUAUGUUAUUAAAAAGUUAAAGUUAAAAAGAUUCCAAACAAUUAUGAAGAUAUGCGGAAAAAGCGAAAUUUCGGAAAAUGGUUGCAUUAUUUUCACGUGAUUUUAUUUAAAACAACAUUGUAAAACAAAUUACACAUUUGUAUAUCAUUCCUUUCCCUCUGUUAACUUAUCUUUUUAAAAACAUGGUUACAAGUAUUUUAAAUUCCUGAGUUUUAUUUUAAUUUUUUUCUUCGCAUUUGUUUAUUAUUUUAUUUUGUUUAAUGGAAAAAGCACACACCACAAUAUAAAUAUAAUAAAAAAAAAAUUAAGUAGUCAUGAAAGUAAUGUACAAAAUUUCGGUUUAUCCGAAUAUCUCUCUCUCCAUACAUUUUUUACUGUCUAAACGGCUCAUUGAUAGCAAAAGAAAUACACCACUGACCCCACUUGGACCUUGGACGCAUUGUAUAAAAAACUUCAGUCAAUUAUCAUCUAUGAAUUGACAGUGAUUGGUACAUAGCACAAUAAAAUGACCCAAAUCCAAAACAAUUUCAUUAUCAAAAAAAAAAAAACUGAAACAGAAAUAGGUAAUGUAGAUCUCAUUUUUUUCAUCCUCUUAUAAAUAGGCGUCUUUUUUGAUAGAUUGGCAGGUAAUCUGACAUUUUGUUAUCAUUUGUUAACUUUAUUUUUAAUUACCUGAUUUUGAUUUAUUUUAAAGCAUACUUAUGUCUCUUAGAAUCUUGUAUAGAAAAUCAAAACAUUUAUUGGUGGUUUUAUAGCGUGAUUAAUAAACAGGAAGACUUCAGUUUUAGUCAAUUAAUUUUUUUUCUGUAUUUUUGGAUAACGCCUUUCUUAGUUAUAACUUUUGAUUGAUUUCAGAAAUGUUGUAAAUAGCCUAUGCCACGCUCUCUUUAAGUUUGUCGUUUUUAAAUUUGUUUUUUUUUGUUCUGAGUUUUGAAAGAUUAGUAUGGGACUGCCGAAACAAUGCAAGUUUUGAUUGAUCAACGUUGAAGUCUUAAUUGUUUUAACUGGCAAAAUAUUUUCCAAAAUAAACUUGGCAGUUGAUUGCAGUAAUGAAAGGAAGAAAAUUUUGAAGUGUAAAAAAAAUAUUUCAUGAUUUUGUUGAAAAUAAAUUUCCUUGAUACAUUAGCUUAUUGUAUAUUAAGAACCUCGAAAUAGCAUAAAUUUUUUACUCAUUGAAAACAAGCUGUUUCCAUAAAAUCUAAGUCUAUCUUUGUAGCACUUGACAUGUGCUUAUGGACGAAUAAUAUUUCCCGUCUACUGUUUUUGAAACUCCAUUCUUAUUUUGUAUUGAGGAAAGAUGUCCUAUCUUCAAAUACAAGUUACAUUGGUUUUUGAUUGCAAAUUUCUAAUUAAGCUACUUUGUCCCUUGAUCAAUUAAAACUAUUCGGAAAAUUGUAUAUCAUUUCAAAUUGCAAAUAGAUCUAUGCAUAACAAAAAAACAAUGAACUGAUUUGGAAAAUAAUAUUGUUUAUAUUAUUGUUAUAAGGUGUCCAAUUUUUUAUGAAUUCUUUUUUGGAAAGCGUUUCUUCUGUUCGACUUUUUGAAGCAAUGAUAGGCUCCAAGGUCAAGUUUCUCAAGGCCCUUUUUGUUAUUUAAUAUCCCUCAUAUUUUGUUUAUGAACAAACAUUGAAAAAUCAAAAAACUGCCUCUGGUAGACAUUUUUCUUCCUAUUUCAGGCAUAGGUAUGUUUUAUAACUAUUGCUAAUUUUAGAGCUUGAAGCAAUGUUGGGUAGUAGACACAAUGCACAGUUUUUGUUCAGCACUUAAGCUAGUGAGUUUUGAAAAUAUGGAAUUGUACCACUAAGAACAUUGAAAAAUUGGACUCUCUUUUCAAAGCAGCAUUUUUAAAAAUACAGUAGAAAGAUAAUCACAAUAUAACCAUUGCUACCAUUUUAAGCAGGCAUUAUAGUACUGUGUACGAAAUCCUGAAAAACAUGUUAAAAGUCAGCCACCCCAGUUAAAAAACUGGCUUAUUCUUGUUUUUUAUGUCUUGGAUGAUGCCCAUACACUAUUUUAUAGUGAUAUUUAUCAGUUUAUUUUUAAUAUUUUGGUCCGAAAUUGUGCAGGUAGUUGAAGCUUUGUUUUGUUUCAAAUUAUGCAGCUUGUAUAAAUCAUUUUUCUGCAUUAUUCUCUAUGUAAUAGUCAAUAUUUAAUUGUAAAUUGAAGCAAAUUAAAAAUGUAUGUUUGUUACCUUGGACUUAAAGAACUGAUAUUACUAAAAUACUUUUUAAACAUCUCAAGUAAGGUAGGUUUAGGUAUCCAGAUAUAUUAUUAUAAAUAGUAAUAAAAAGGU